AUGGCAACGUGGGCGGAUAUUCAGCGCCUUGUUUCUGAUCUUCAAAGAGUGCAGCUUUCUCAGUCAGCAAAGAAGCUUUCGGAAGCUAACUGCGUUGAAGUGGUGACAAAACUCAUCCAAAGGUCAUUGAUUGAUGUGGUGUUUACAAGAGAUGGACAUUCGUACAUCACACAGAAGCAUCUGGCUACUGAGGUGCGAAAUGAAUGCGUUGCUCUGGGUGGGCGUGCUCCUUUGACUGACAUAGCCACCUCGUUGAAUGUGGAUCUCGAUCAUGUUGAACGAACAGCACAAAAACUUGUGGAUGAGAAAGUUGGCUUUACGAUAUCGGGAGGAGAGCUUUUUGCAGAGUAA
Molecule: messenger RNA, 351 nt
Organism: Cylicostephanus goldi
Lineage: Eukaryota; Metazoa; Nematoda; Chromadorea; Rhabditida; Strongylidae
Source: the annotation of a GenBank genome assembly